Lagenorhynchus albirostris (white-beaked dolphin) is the source of this 991-nucleotide messenger RNA. RefSeq names its product leukocyte specific transcript 1 (gene LST1). Gene Ontology annotation, cellular component: membrane. Bases 295 to 900 code for a protein of 201 amino acids. Gene Ontology annotation, biological process: immune response; dendrite development; cell morphogenesis. The record is from RefSeq and is a predicted model, not a curated record. NCBI's taxonomy places the organism in Eukaryota, Metazoa, Chordata, Mammalia, Artiodactyla, Delphinidae. The transcript has 5 exons.
GCCCCGUGGUCCAAGCGCCUGCGGAGAAACGGGCCAGUCGGCUCUCGGAAAUCCGAUCCUGAAAGGAGCGAUCCAGGCCUGGGACUUCUGGGAGGGUAGGCCUGAGGGACAGUUGGGGCUUUUAACCCACUGCAGGAGUCCAGCCGGGCUGGGGGAGCGGGGUGAUGGCGCUCUCUCUGCAAUGAGUACGAGUUGGGACUGAGGGCACCUGGGUGUGCGGUACAGAGCGCUGUGGUGGGGAGAUCCAGGCCGGGUUUUGACUCCUCCGGCGGAGGGGGAAAGCGAGAAGCUACAAUGCUGGGCGAGCAGAAGAGUGCGUACUAUAGCAGCGGUGAAGCAGAUGCAAGCUCGACUUGGGGUUUCUCCCACCAGCCCCAGCCUCAAAACACACCUCCCUGGAAUGGAGAACAAGUAAGGCAUCUGUACUUGGGCAGAGAGACAGAGGCCCAAGUAUGUCUUGGGAAGAGGAGAAGAGACAUACAGACAACCAGAAAGGGGCUUGGUGACAUCAGGGCACAGCAGCAUCACAGGAACGUGGAAAGAGGACCAGCAAAGAGACAGAGGAGACAUCCCCACUGGGGGACAGCCAAGCCAGCUGAGCAGGAAGAGGCAAGAGGCACAGCCAGAGACAUAUGCCCUUACCUAUAUGGGGGCCUAGGGCUGGGGGUGCUUCUGUUCCUCGUCAUGGUCAUUCUGUCCGUCUGCCUGUGUCGGCUCCGUGGGAGAGUGAGGAGGCUGGAGAGGAGCUGGGCCCAGCUCUCGCAACAGGAGCUCCACUAUGCGUCCCUGCUGAGGCUGCCUGAACGGGAGGGACCUGACCUCGGCAACCAAGAAAGGGAAGGCAGCAAGGAGGACCCCAGCACGGACUAUGCCUGCAUUGCCAAGAACAAACCGGUCUGAGCACCCCCAGACGCCUCGUCCAACCCAGGCGGUUGGUCAGGGCCAUGCUGUAAAGACCAGUAAACACCCAGUAAAGACCAUGGUCUCGCCA